AUGGCUGUUUCACGAAUGGCAGUCGACAUUAUCAGCCCCAUUAAUAGGGAAUUUAAGGAUAUUCCAAAAAAAAUUCGUGAAGAUGAGCGAUAUUGGCCAUACUUUAAAGAUUGCAUUGAAGCUAUUGAUGGAACCCAUGUGCCAGUUACUAUAUCUCCAACAAAACAAAUUCCAUUUAUUGGUAGAAAAGGCAUACCUACUCAGAAUAUCAUGGCAGUUUGUGAUUUUCAUAUGCGUUUCACUUUUGUUUGGGCUGGGUGGGAAGGUACCGCACAUGAUACACGUAUUUUUAUGGAAGCUAUUCGAAAGGAGGAAUUGCACUUUCCACAUCCACCUAGAGGUAAAUAUUACUUGGUAGAUGCUGGAUAUCCUCAUAUGAACGAAUACAUGGGGCCAUACAGAAGGGAACGAUAUCAUCUACCAGAUUUUCGUCGUGGUCCUCGACCAAUGGGAAUGCGUGAAAUAUUUAAUCAUGCACAUUCGUCGCUCAGAUGCACUAUUGAGAGAACAUUUGGAGAUAUUGAGUUCAAGCCAUACGAUGAUGACGAGGAUUAUCUACCUCCUGGAAGCAUGGAGGAUGAAGAAGCAGAAAAUUACUCAAGCAUGCAACAAUCGGAGAUAUCUAAUGAAAAUGUUAUUAAUAUUGAGCGUGACUAUAUUUCUAUUUCACUUAUGCAUGGUUGA
Messenger RNA from Carya illinoinensis, 684 nucleotides. RefSeq lists its product as uncharacterized. NCBI's taxonomy places the organism in Eukaryota, Viridiplantae, Streptophyta, Magnoliopsida, Fagales, Juglandaceae. The transcript has 3 exons. The record is from RefSeq and is a predicted model, not a curated record. Bases 1 to 684 code for a protein of 227 amino acids.